Messenger RNA from Suricata suricatta (meerkat), 638 nucleotides. RefSeq names its product glutamate rich 2 (gene ERICH2). The coding region runs from base 54 to 557 and encodes 167 amino acids. NCBI's taxonomy places the organism in Eukaryota, Metazoa, Chordata, Mammalia, Carnivora, Herpestidae. The transcript has 5 exons. The record is from RefSeq and is a predicted model, not a curated record.
GAGUCUGUGAACAGGCUGGGUACCCACUGGAAGAUCAGGGUGGCUGUGAGCUGAUGGAGACAUUUAAUGAAAAAGAAGCAGGUAGACGGCCUGAAGAGCCCGUACUUGGAAGGACUGGUCAAGUGGGCAAAGAUUCAGUUCUUUCAGAGCAGGAGAAAAAUAACGAACAUUGCCUUCAGGAUACUGAUGAUAAGUUAUCUGAAUCGACAGAUGAUGAUCAUGAAGAUGAUACCAAUGAUGAUGAUAAUGAUGAAGAUAGUAACCCUAAUAAGGAUACUCAGGCCCCACUAGAGCUAAUGGCAGAAUUCCUGAGAGCAGAAAUGGGCCAAGACUACCAUUUGGCAAAAAAAUUGUGUCAGAUGAUUCUAAUCUAUGAACCAGAAAAUCCUGAGGCCAAGGAGUUUUUCUCACUUAUUGAAGAAAUGUUGCGGAUGGAAAAAUCUCAAAAUCUUGAGGAAGGUGAUGAAGAUAGUGAAGAAGACAGUAGCGGUAAGAGCGAAGGAGAGAGCAGUGAGGAGCUAAGUGAAGACAGCCCUGAUGAAUGUGAAGACGGGUGAUGAAGGUUACUGCUAUGGCUUAAUCUACAUGUAUUUUCAUUACUGUACACAUGGAAAUAUAAAGGAGAAAGCUGCGUUUUA